Molecule: messenger RNA, 3440 nt
Organism: Gymnogyps californianus (California condor)
Lineage: Eukaryota; Metazoa; Chordata; Aves; Accipitriformes; Cathartidae
Gene: CCDC158
Product: coiled-coil domain containing 158
Exons: 23
Coding region: 159-3323 (1054 amino acids)
Source: RefSeq, a predicted model, not a curated record
AAACCUCAGUGCACUGUCCAAAAUACAGGAGAAACAAACCUCACCAGUGUCUGUCAGAGGUGCUGUUACAAUGAGCGAGAAUAUCCAGGAAUUAAGGUGCUGCUAGCCCGUUUCUUGGCAACCAGAAUGUUUUAGCUUCUUCCAUUCUCAGCACAGCGAUGGAAAACUCAGCCUCUUCUAGUACUGGUAGCAGUCCACCCAAUAGUGUCUUCUGUUCCAAAUACGAAAUACAUACUGAUUCUGAGAAAAAAACAGUGAAUGGUGCUGGCAAAGAACACGUGGAAAACGUUCUGGAAGAAUAUUCACAGAAAGGUAGAGAUGUGCAGAAGAGUCUGAAUGAAACCACUGAGCUACAUGAGCAACAGAAAAUCAAUUUAAGACUGAUCAUUGCUGAUUUGCAGACCAAACUGAUGGAAGUGCAAUUGGAAAGAGACGCGCUUCAGGAUACUAGACGAAAGGAAUCCCAGAGCCAAGAGACUGUAAAAAUACAGCUAAAAAAUACUAUUCAAGAGCUGGAAGCUGCCAACCAGCUGCAGGAGGAGAUGCUGAGGGAGGCUGACAGCCAAACUGAGCAUCUGAAAAAGAUGGUCCACAGCCAUGAGGAAGUACUUCUGGAACUACGUGGCAUCCUAAUGGACUAUGAAGACAGCACAGGCAAGAAACUCUGUGAGCAUGAGAAUAUUAUUAGCCUACACAUCCACAACCUGAGCACAGCAUUUGCUGACGUCCUGCGAGAUUUAGACUCAGAGGUGUCAUACCUCAAAGAAAAGCUUGUCCUGGUGGAAGAAGAACUCGAGUCAUUGAAAAAAGAUUCAGAGACCCAAAACCAACUUCUGCUUCAGCAACAUCAAAAUAGGAUUGAGCAGCUAAUAAGUGAGCAUGAACAGGAGGUGGCAGCACUAACCGAUAAAGCUAACAAGUUUCUAAUUUCUCCACCUAAAACUUUUCUUAGAGAACAAACAAGAAACCAGAAUUCAGUGCACGCACAUCAAGUUAGUCACCUGGAAUCUACAGUUUCUCAGCUGCGUUCUGAAUUACAAGAAGCUAAGAGGAUGUAUGAAGACAAGGUCAAAGAUCUUGAGAAGCAGUUGCACCUAGCUCAUUCUGAGAUAGUAGAAGCUCAGACAGAACAGGAUCAACGCAGCCAAGAAGCUGGAAAUCUGAAUGACCAAAUUCAUCAGUUGUUGACUGAACUUCAUAAAAAAGAGAUAGAACUAAGUCUAGAAAAAGAGCAGAACAGGCGAUUUUGGGAUCAGAACACAGACAACAGCAUCACCAUUGACCAUCUAAGGAGACAACUAGACAACAAAGACAUGCAAUUGCAGCGCCUGGAAAACACAGUGAAGGAAAUGAGGACUGAAUGUCACAGACAAAUGGAGCGCCAGAUGGCUGCAAUUAAGGAAAAAAAUGAAAGCAUUGGAAGAAUCUCCUCUUUGACUGUCCAGCUGGAGUCAACCAAGGAAACGCUCCGUAAAGUUAAAGAUCUUACUGCCAAACAGAUCGCUUUGGAGACUGCUGAGAAAACAGUGUCAAAUCUGAUGGCCUGUCUGCAGGAGAAGGAGAGAGCCCUUGAGGUUACCAAUCAGGAAAUCAAGAAGCUACAUUCACAACUUGGCAGUAGGAUGCAGGAGCUCCAGCAUCUGAAGAAUGAAGAGGACUGUUUACACAACGUGCAGUCAGAGUGUGAAACACUGAAACUGCAGGUGUUAGAGAAGGAAAGGAUUAUUGAGAUCUUCCAAAAGCAAAUUGAUAACAUGACCCAGGUUGUGGGCCAGCACAGUCGAACGGCUGGAGCAAUGGAAGUUGAGAAAUCUCAGCUUAUAAAAGAAAUAAAUGACUGGAAACUCAAAGUAGAAGAACUUAAGAUUGCAAAGGAUGAGAAAGAAGCCAGAAUACAUGAAAUGGAGGCCAGACUGAGUGAGCUGGAACUGGAAAAGGUUAAACUGGUUAACACAUGCACUGAGAGGCUCCAUGCACUUAAUGAUACGAAACUGGAAAAAGAACAGCUAAUGAAUGAACUCCAAGCCAGUCGGAGUGAGCUAGCUGGCCUUGCAGGGGGAUUUGAAGAUUUGAAGAGAGAUUACCAGAAUAAAAUUGAGGAGAUGGAAAAUACUGCAAACAGACUGAAAAUGCAGUUGAAAUCUGCCCAAGCUGAACUGGAACAGACCAGGACUGCUCUAAAGACUAUGGAGGGAUCUGAUGGCAAUGCUGUGAAAGUUGCACUGGGAAUGCAGAAGCAGAUCACAGCCAAGAGAGGACAGAUAGAUGCGUUACAGAGCAAGAUUAAAUUCUUGGAAGAGGCAAUGACAAAUGCAGCUAAGGAGAAGCGUUACCUCCGAGAAGAAAAUAGUAAACUAAGUCAAGAAUUGAGCUAUAUUACAGCAGAAAAUACCAAGAUUGCUGGGGAACUGGAGAUGGUGAGAUCACAAGACAAACAUCUGAAAGAAAAAAUAUCUAAGAUGGAGGCAGCCCUUGAUAAGGCAUCCAUGCAAUUUGCAGAAUGUCAGUGCAUAAUCCAGUGUCAGGAACAAGAAGCUAUGCGCUUCAGACUGCAGCAUACUUUAGAUGUAAAAGAGCUGCAGGGCCCAGGCUACUCAUCAGCUUCUGCUUCAGGCAAGCUGCGGCACAUAGUGCCUCCUUCCCACCUGCAUUCUGCUGUCGUGCCACCUUCCCUGAACUUGGCCAGCUGCGCCCCUCAUAUGCCUUCCAAGCCAGGCAUUUUGAAGGAAGAACCGUUGCAGGAUCUAAAGAGGAUUCUUCAGGAAUUAAAAAGCUCAGACAAUGACAUUCCCUCGGUGGAUCUUGGCAAGGAUGGCCACAAUGGUGGGAGAAAAUCACCUGUAGCAACCAUGAGGAAUACAGUGGAUCCUUUGUACUUACAUACUGCAGAUCUUCAGUCCCAAGAUGUUAGCCUGCCCUUUACAUCCGUUGGAGGUGCAUCCAUCUUCUCAGCAGCUCCUCGUUACACAUCCUCCCCCAAGAAGGUCUCUCAGGAGGAGAGAUACAGAGAAAGGUCUCCAGUACACUUGCUAUUAACUGCUCCACCCGAUGACCUUGCAGCUGGCCCCAGCACCUCACCAGAGCACAGACCGUCCGCAAGGAAGCUUGGCUUUCCAGAGGGUGCAGCCACAGUCCCCCAGAUAACUUCUCAGCCCAUGGAAACUAGUGAGAAUACACCUAGGAAGCUACAGAACAAGAUGGAAAUUCUGCAAAACCUGGUGGAAUCAUUACAGAUAAAAAACCAAGCCAUGUCAUCAAUGAUCAGAAGUCAGGAAAUGAAGACAGAGAAAGCAAAGGAAAAGGAGAAAAAGCUAUCAAAGUGAAGAUGCCGUAUACGUUAGUGAUUACUUUCACGUGGAUGACAGGAGGACUGUUAGGCAGAUCUUGACCACAGCAGGACACCACAGAUGGCAACAAACACCCCUAGAGAGAAAGCCUAA